AUGAAUGGCGCUGUGCAAUUGUGCAUCAGUGCAUGUUAUCCAAAUUUUCAACAAAUCGUACAGCAAGAAUAUCAUCAGAUUACACGCAACCAAGAAAUCGGCACAUCUGGGGUUUUUGAAAACAUAGACGAACACAAAAGCCGCAAUGUCUACUACGUUGAUGGAUUUCAAGAUGAGAAGAAAUUUUUAUGCACUCGACACCCAACAGGGGAUUCAGUGGAAGACUUUUUCAAGACCUUGUGGAAAGAACACAUUUAUAUCAUCGUAUCGCUAUCAAGACCAACAUCACACAAUGCCAACCAGUGUUACCAGUACUGGUCAAAAGAACAAGACGGCGUUCUUCAAGCUGGACAGUACCAAAUGAAAACCGUGAAAACAAAGAAAAUUAAUAAUUUCGUGGUAACGGAGUUACAUCUGAAGCAUGGAAACGGACCUUCACGUCAACUCUGCCAUUUUAUAUACAGUGACUGGACUGUGAGUGACGUUCCUUGUGAUGUGACUAAGUUCUUUCAAUUCAUUCUGAAAGUGAACCAUCUAAGUGAAAUGGCCAAACGAGCGCUGAAAGUUCAUCAAGUUCCUAUGGGUCCUAUUGUUGUACAUAGUACCCAUGGAAGUAGUAAAACCGCCACGUUUUGUGCGUCGGAUUUCGCUACUUAUCAAAUGAACCGUAUCGCAUGGAUAUCGCUACCGAAUAUUGUGACAGACAUUCGACGCCAGUUACGUUCCCAAGUAAUGUCGCCUGAACAUUACUAUUUCUGUUACUAUAUAGUUCUAUACUCUUUGUCUCUUGUUAGGUUCAAUAACGCUAUCACGAGGAAAAAUGUAUCAUAA
Cotesia congregata is the source of this 831-nucleotide messenger RNA. The record is from the annotation of a GenBank genome assembly. NCBI's taxonomy places the organism in Eukaryota, Metazoa, Arthropoda, Insecta, Hymenoptera, Braconidae.